AACUCUUUUUUUUUUUUUUAAAAAAAAAAAAAUAGACAUCCUGGAGCAGACGGAAGAAGAGUCUUUUUUGGUGGAUACUUUGAAACCGAUGGGUACGGCGCCUCUGUCUCCUUCCGUAGGGAAGUGAUUCCAAACCCGGUCAAGUCGGUCACUCUUACACCCGAAGAUUUUGAAGACUGGGAGAUGCCAUUCAUGAAGCUAUGGGGUGCCGAUCCAGGAGUGACUGAUAUUUUUGUAGCUAGUAGUGGUUCAGACAAUGUCUAUCAAGACAAUCCAGAUGACCAAGAUGAAGAUCUUGAUGAAGAAGAUGUCCCAGAACAAGAACCCGGUGAACCACAUCAGUAUGAUCUACAAGAAAGGUAUCGACAACGCCAGCAGCAGGACCCUCAUGAAAUUAGAAGAUUCUCAUCAGCUGAGUAUUACACGAAGGCCGGAUACAAGAAAACUACAAGGCUGAUUAGGGAGGCUAAGGAUCAGCAACAGAUUGAUGAAGUUGAAGCCACCAUAUUGACCAAUAAAACGUCGACUAUGCAAGGAAUCGAAGGUUAUAUUACAUCAAUAUUGACCGUUUUUGACCAACUGACCGCAUUCUAUGGUCGAAUACUGUUUCAGAGAAGAAAAUUCAGCAACUACUGUGGCCGUCAGCGUAUGGAUGCCGAAUUAGUGAAUAUUUUCACUAAUGGUGGAACAAAAUAUGGCGAUCACCACGAGACAUAUCUUGUAAGAAACCAAGAGCUUGAAGAAAACUUCCGGAGGACGAUAAAAUACAGCCGUAGGCUCAGGGACCGAAAAAAGCAAAAUCCUGACUGGGUGACAGAUAAUGAGCAGGGUCCAAUGGCCUUGAUUUACACCCCUAUGGCUCCCGUUGCUCGCGAACCUGCUGGUCAAAGAACAUUGUAAGUUAGAAAAAAAAAAAAAAACUCGGAUUAAAAUAUGAUAUUAACAGUAAAUGAUGGUUUUAUAUUUUUAUUAUAGCAAAUGGAAGAAAGCGCCCAUUAUGAAUGAUACAGAUCGUGUUCCAAUCGUCGCCUUUGGUGCUGCUGAAUUCGGUCAUCUUGCCUUUGGUGGUAAACCCUCUGGAUUAGCCAACAAGUGCCGAUCUUUAUUAAAAAAGGCAGAUUAUGAUGGU
Molecule: messenger RNA, 1129 nt
Organism: Halteromyces radiatus
Lineage: Eukaryota; Fungi; Mucoromycota; Mucoromycetes; Mucorales; Cunninghamellaceae
Exons: 2
Coding region: 184-900 (238 amino acids)
Source: RefSeq, a predicted model, not a curated record